Molecule: messenger RNA, 6807 nt
Organism: Parasteatoda tepidariorum (common house spider)
Lineage: Eukaryota; Metazoa; Arthropoda; Arachnida; Araneae; Theridiidae
Product: phosphatidylinositol 5-phosphate 4-kinase type-2 alpha
Biological process (GO): phosphatidylinositol phosphate biosynthetic process
Cellular component (GO): plasma membrane
Molecular function (GO): 1-phosphatidylinositol-5-phosphate 4-kinase activity; 1-phosphatidylinositol-4-phosphate 5-kinase activity
Source: RefSeq, a predicted model, not a curated record
GCAACAUCAACAAUAAUCAGAAGGAAAAAUGUCUGUUCAAUUCAAGGAAUUUAAAAUUAAAGAAAUUUAAAAACUUAAGUACCCACAAUAAAACAAUCGCUUUGCAACAAAUCGAUGUGUAGAUAAAAUUCAUAGUGAAUAUACAUUCUAGUACUUAACACUACGAUGGCUUCAAUUACUCAAAAAGGAAGUAGUAAAUUGAAGAAAAAACACUUCAAACCUAAAUACCAAAAGGCCAAGCUGUUUCGUGCCAAUGAACCCUUGAUUAGCGUGUUGAUGUGGGGAGUGAACCAUACUAUUAAUGAGCUGACCCAUGUUAAUGUUCCUGUCAUGUUACUUCCUGAUGAAUUUAAAGCUUUUAGCAAAAUUAAAGUUGAUAAUCAUCACUUUAACAAGGAGAGCAUGCCGAGUCAUUUCAAGGUAAAAGAAUAUUGUCCUUUGGUUUUUCGAAAUUUGAGAGAACGAUUCAGCAUAGAUGAUGCAGAUUAUAUGAACUCACUCACAAAAUCACAACCAACAGCUGUUCACUCACCUGGCCGAAGCGGUGCGAGAUUUUAUCAGUCUUAUGACAGAUUGUUUAUGAUUAAAACCUUACAAACAGAAGAAGUAGAGCAGAUGCACAGUCUUUUGAAACAAUACCAUCCAUAUAUUGUAGAGAGGCAUGGAAAGACUUUACUACCUCAGUAUUUAGGCAUGUAUAGGCUGACUGUUGAAGGUGCUGAAACCUACGUAGUUGUAAUGCGUAACAUCUUUACUACUCGACUGAAAAUUCACAAAAAAUAUGAUUUAAAGGGUUCAACUGUUGACAGAGAAGCCAGUGAUAAAGAAAAGGAAAAGGAUAUUCCUGUUUUAAAAGAUAAUGACUUUGUCAAAGACGGAUGCAAGAUGAACAUAGGGUCAGAAGCUAAAGAAAAAUUACUAGAAACUCUAAAUGCUGAUGUCACAUUCCUUGCUAGCAUGAAUUUGAUGGAUUACUCAGUAUGUCUUGGAAUACAUGACAGUGAGCGUAGUGAGCAGGAUGCUCUAGAGAAAGAGAAACCUGUGAGCUCUGAGGGGGAAGGCAGUGGACCAGAAAAUGGAUCUGCUGAAGAUGAAGAUUCUGCUGGCAGUGGGGUCGGAGGAUCAGUGCCUACACCCCCAGAUUCACCUCAAGCACUCAGAGAAGAGAUGGCCAAUGGGGAUGUGUUCAACCCAACCCGAGACAUCUAUGCAACACCAAGUGCCGAAAAUGCUCCGAAAAAAGAGCUCUACUUUUUGGCUUUAGUUGAUGUUCUUACCCAUUAUGGCGUAAAAAAGAGAACAGCCCAAGCAGCCAAAGCAGUUAAACAUGGUACCAAUGCUGAGAUCUCAACAGUGCAUCCAGAACAGUAUGCUAAGCGUCUUCUUGAUUUUAUGUCCAAAGCUAUGGAGUGAAGACAACUUCUGUGAGAUUGAUUAUAUGAGACAUAGAAAUACAUCAGGUGGUGCCAUACACCACGCUGUGUUCAUGACACACAUAGCUUUUGCUCUUUGAUGUUGUGGCAAUUCACACUCUUUAAACUGUAGAACAGUUCCAAGCAUUUCAAUGCACUAACGUUAUGUUCUGUUCCGAUUUUUGUUUGAAUGUGCUAUGCAUGAACUCUUUAAGUUCCUGUUUACAAGUUUUUUUUUUACAUCUCUCUAAAUAUUUUGGCAGUAUCAUUCAAAAGUUAAAAAUACUCAAAAUGAAUCAAAAUUUUUUAGAUUACUUGUUUUAUAUUGUUAAAUGUGAAAAUUUUAUUUCAAACAUUUGUUUUUAACUGAAACUUUUUUUUCUAUCGGGACUGUCUGUUUAUAUAUUUUCAAAAAUAAUAGUAAAAUUAGUAUUAUGUUUAUUUGCCAAAUACAACUUUUCCCUUCUCAAAGUUUCAUUUCAAAGUACGUUUAUAUUGUAAUUCAAGAAAAUUAAAUUUUAAGUGAAUAUAAUUCAUAUUCUAAUUUUCCUUAAUUUCUGUUUCAUAAUUUUACGAGAAAAUUUAAUUUCUUGUAAAGAGACUACAUGCAUUUGAAUAUUUAAAAUUUUACUCUCUCUCACACACUUCUGUUCUAUAGAAAAAUUAAUGGAAAAAAAAUAAAUUGUAUUAUGAUUGUUUAUUGAUCUGAACAUUUUUAUUAUAAGUGUUUCAAAUUUAUUUUAAUUGUGUAUAAAUCAAUUUCAUUUUGCUGUGUUUUGUUGCUCUGUCAUUGCUGAGAGAAUUAAGGGAAUCGUUUUUAGAGAGUUGUUUAAAAAGGAAAGAAUUCUCUUUGCUGUGAAAGUAUCAAAUCAUUCAAAAUUAUUUAUAUCCUUAAAAAUUUUUAACCAGUGAUGUGGCUGUGUGCAAAUAGUUUUUUUUUUUUAAAUAAUAAUUAUGUUGGAAAAAUUACUAUCACUCAUUCAAAUUUUUAUUUAACUAGGCAUUAUUCAAUGGUUAAAUAAAUAUUUUAAAAACAUAUUUUGUUAAAAUCUUUUUUUUGAAAUAUAAAUAAUGGAGAGUAAAAAUUAUCAACUUUUAUCUGACAUCCGGAACUGAUUAUUUUGGAGCUACAACAGUGAUAUAGCAAUGCACAAGUAUUUAUAGACACUGAUAUGUUAGAUCAUUCAAAACAAAAAGAAAUCUUUUUUGAUAUAUAUAUACAUAUUCUUGCUGUACUUGUCAAGCAUUCUAUUGUGAUAUAUAUUGUAUAUAAAGCUUUAAAAGUCAUUUAUGUGUUUCUUUUUCUGUGUUCAUGUUCUACUUGAUGUUUUUUUAAAAAAAAAACUAAAUUCUAGUUCAUGUUAUACUCCGUAAUUUUAACCUUUAAACAACUUCAUGUACCUUGUAAUCUUGCAAUUCUAAAAUCCAAAAAGCCGAUUUUUUUUUUUUUUUUUGCCAUCAUGCGCCACUCUUGAUGCGAAAGAAACUAGCUAAUUUUAUUUUUAACUGAAAAGCCUGAGACAGAAAGUCUAUUCCUCCAAAUUGCAUAGACAGAAAGGAGAAAGAUUAAUUUCUUUUCUUUUUUUUUCUUUCUUUAUGCAAUGUUAACAUUGGACUAUGAUUGGUUGAAAUCCCAGAGGACCCACUAAAGGAAAUGUGGAUCCUUUAAAUUUUAAGUGAAAACUGUAUAAUUGCAACUUAUUUUUUAUUUAAAUAUUUUUUUCCCUUCAUAUAUUUAUUUCCUGUUUUUCCUCAUUGAACCAGAGAAUAAAUAAAAUCUGAUCAAUUACGCGAGUAGCCACCCUCAUUGAUAAUGACGUUCUUAAGUGUAUUUUAUCUUACUGUUGAAAGUAUAACUAAAAUAUAAAAUGUGUAUAGUUUGGUUUUGAAAUGAAUAGGAAUUCAAUGUUAAAAAUAGUUUUUCUUCAAAUAAUGUAUUUAUUAAUCAGUGUACGAAUGAAGACUCUAUGAUCUAAGCUUUAUAAUGUUUUUUAAGAUCUUUUUUUAUUGUAGGAUUGUGACAUACAAAUGCUUAUGAAUGUUUGAAAAAAGUUUUAAUUUGGAUUAUUCUAAAUAACAGCAAUUAAUAAAUUUAUAAAAAUAGAUUGUAGUGGUUAAAAAAUAUUUAAUUGCUUUUAAAAUAAAUAAAAAAUCAAGUAAAUGAUAUAUAUUAUAAUGAAAAUAAAGUAGAACUGGUCAAACUCUUAAAAUCUGCUACGGGUAGUGAAACCUCCAUGGCAUUUAUUUGUUUUAGUUGAAAGCUGUUGUUUCUCUAAUGAUAGAGUAUGAUAAGUACACAUGCAUACAUAUAUAAUAUAUAUAUAUAUGAGUGUGUGAAUGCAGAGGUACAAAGAGAUACAGUACUCAUAUAUAUUAUUAUUAUUAAAAUUGACUUUUGAGUUUGGCAGAAUGGCUUAUAGUGCUGGCUGAUGUUAGAACUUUAAUAUUGUGCUACAUUGUCAUAAUAUCUAUAUUUUUCCAACUUAAUUAAUUCAGAUUAUUUUUCUGUUGCACUAUAUUUUUCGUAUCCAAAUCAAUUUAAAUAUAAAUUUUUUCCGAAAUUUUCUUUAAAAAUUUUAACUAUCAUAAUUAAAAAAUACUAGCGCACUAGGUAACGAUAUUAAUAAUGAUACUAUUAGCAAUAUCUUAUUGAUCCUAAUUUUACAGUAUUCCAUAUUUAUUGUCAAGGCUAACAUUUUGAAAAUUUAAAACCUGACAACAUGUUUUAAAAUAACUAUAUUUUAUGAAUGAUAGGUUGUGUAACAAGAGUAUUUUCAUCCUUUCAGAUGUGAUAUUGUUUUUAAGAUUUGUUUGUAACUCACAUUUUGACUCUGCUUUUCAGUUUAUUAUCUUACGUUUAUUUGCUGUUGAACAAAUCUUAUGUUGAAAAAUAGCCGAUUAUGAAAGAUGUGAAGUAGUCUUGCAUUUUAAUUUUGUGAUAAUACUCUUAAUUUGUAAAAUUACACAUACAUAGAGGUUUUAACAAAAAUUUGAAUGAAUUGUAUGCAGGUUAGCAACUUAUUUUCUAAAGAAAUGUCAUGUUAUUUUAUGCCAUAACAAAACAGAAUUUUUUUUUCCAUCUCAGAAACUGAAAAUUCAAAUUAAAAUAACUGAUUUUUUUUGUAACAAAUAAUUGUUUAAAUUUUUCAUUUAUGGAAAUAUUUUUAAUUUUAAAAUUUCGAUGUUAAACAAAUCAAAAUGCAGUGUAUCUAGCAUAUUUGAAAAAUUGAUUUUUUUUUUAAAUUUUGAAUUUUUGCUAUUGAAUUAAUUGACACAUUAUGUAAAUUGUACAAUUUUGAGAAUUAAAUAGUUUUCCACUUUAGAACUUAGGAUAUUGAAUAAAAUAAAACAUAAUAAUGCACUUUACACAAUAAUAACGUGUACAUUGUGCCAAAUUUGAAAGCUAAUUUUACUAUAUUUCUGAUAAAUGAUAAGUGCAAAAUUGUUUCAACCUUUAGCAUUCGAUGGAAACAUCAGUGUUUGCAUUCCUUCCUCAUUUAAGAGUUCUGUAUUUAAGUGUAUUAAACCAUUAUACAUAUUUUAUUCAUCUUAAUUUUUAAAUGUUAGAUUUCAUACAAUUUUGUUCAAAUAUAGAAAUAGCUCAAAUGAGUAAUUUCAAGAUGCUUUUUUACAUAGUGAAUGAGUGGUUUUGCUAUGAAAGUAAUGUGUCUAGGAUCAGUGACACUUAUUACUGCAGAUCAUACUUUUUAAUCACACUGAAUAGUUAAAUUGUUUCAAAAGGUAUCUUUGAAUCAUAAUUUUAUAUUGUAUUUUAUUUUUUAAAUAGUUUUGAUGGUGGUGUAACUUUGCAUUUGUCCUCACACUCUACCAUUUUUCAUUAUAAAUUUAAUUUCUUAACUUAAUUUAGUGGAUUUUUUUAAUGUGAAAUUCCUUUAAUGCAUGUUUAGCACUAACUAUGCAUGUACCAAUCAAAUUAUAUUUCUGAUAGUGCAUUUGAAAUGUUCUACUUUUUUGUUUAUAUUCAUAAAUUAAUGUAACAAGUUUUUUUUGUUAAAGAAUUUUUCUUUGCAUUUAGAAACAAAAGAAAAAUUCUUUAAUAGGGUCUUACGAUUACUUGUAAAAUUUUUUUUCUUCUGAUAUUUGAAUAACCUCUAAUUUUUAGUACAAUAUACUCUCGAUAUCUCGAAAACCCUGUUAUGUGAAGGGAAAGAAAAACAUUUCCCUUGACAUUAUAUGUUUACCUAAUUUUAAUAUGAAUUCCUAUGUCAGAGUUUCUUCUCAAAGCUUAUUGUAAAUCAAUUCUUUUCUAUUUAAUGCAUAAUUCUUACUUAUAAAAAUAAAAUUAUCAUUGUUGUAUUUAGACUUAUAGUCAAUUGUCAUUAAAUCCAUAUUUAUCAGUAGUUCUUUUCACAUGUCAUGAUUCUAAUUUUUAGAGUAAUAUUUUAGAAUAUAUUUUUCUACUUUUUAUGAAGUUACUUAGUUCUGAACUUCUUAUCUCAUAAAACUCAGUGUCUCAAAAUUUUUUUUAGCAUCCCUUCAAUUUUGAGAUAUUGAGAGAAUACUGUAUUUAUUUUUUGCAUUCAGAUUAACGAUAUCUUCAAUUUCUUAUAAUUUUUCAUACUCUGAGUGUUGAUCUUCAUGAAAUUUGUAUUGGAAAUGACUACCCUUAAUGUAUAUUUUUAGAUACAAAGUGAAGUAAAAAACAAAAAAACAGUAAGAGUUCCAAAUUAAUAUUUACACGACGAAGCAAAAAUGCUGUUGAAAAUUAAAAUACUAGAGAGGAAGGCAGGAGCAAAAGCCAAUUUCAUUACUUGAUGAAACUUAAAGAUGUUUCCAAUAAUAGUCUUUCAACUCCCCCCUAUUUCCUUCCACAAUAAAAUAAGUUUUUUGAUGUUUUCAGUGCUGCCUUCCUUAGCUGUGAUUUGUUAGUUUUCGAUAGUGUUUUUGUUACUUUCUUGAUAAAAUGUAUGACAUUGACCAAAUCUGAAACGAUUUUUUUAAACUUUACUAUUAGACUUUUUAUAUGAGCUAAAUUUUUUAACAAACUCCUAAUUUAUUGCAUAUUUAAAUUUGUUUGCAUUUUUAAGUGGACUUUAAAUUUCAAAGUUUUUGCUUAUCGGGGUCUGUGAAAGUGCACACUUGUCAUAAAAUUUUUGACAGCAUCCUAGAUUUUAAAGAGUAAUCCAUUUUUUCUGUGUGUUUAUUAUUUUUUUUUCUAUCUUGCUGUACUCUUUAAAUAUACUUAUAGAUUUUAAAAAGAAGAAACUGCAUUUAAAUAGUUUAAAAAAACGUGUUCUGUGGUUUUGUGUAACAAAACUGAAUUGUAAAAAUAGAAAUACUGUUGAAUGUAGAAAAGCAGUAGUUGUGAUGUUGAACAUCUGUAUUAAUUUGUACAUUAUUUUAUUGCAAUAAACUUGUUCGGUGUGGUUUUCUA